This is a messenger RNA of Protobothrops mucrosquamatus (brown spotted pit viper), 972 nucleotides long. RefSeq names its product Na(+)/H(+) exchange regulatory cofactor NHE-RF1-like. Gene Ontology annotation, molecular function: signaling receptor binding; protein-membrane adaptor activity. The transcript has 3 exons. The record is from RefSeq and is a predicted model, not a curated record. Gene Ontology annotation, biological process: protein localization to plasma membrane. Gene Ontology annotation, cellular component: apical plasma membrane. NCBI's taxonomy places the organism in Eukaryota, Metazoa, Chordata, Lepidosauria, Squamata, Viperidae. The coding region runs from base 265 to 972 and encodes 235 amino acids.
GAACGCUCAGACACCUAUUAAAGUUGUGAUUGGCGGAGCGGAGGCUUCUUAAUAUAUUCGUAAUCGGGAUCCUGUUGCUCUCAAAUCGUUCCGGACCAGCCCUGGAAACACCUGCUACUGCUCCGAAGCCGGACUGCCAGCCGGAUUGCUUCAGGCUAGCCCCCUUGAAGUUGCUUGCCUAAGACUUUGCAUCCUUCAAGUGACUCGAAACUCUUUUGAUUCCGGUUGAGGUUCUUGGGACAUUCGAUCAAGCGAAGGAGAAACAUGGACAACGGGGGAGGGAACGAACAGCGGCUCUUGCCUCGAUUGUGCUGCCCGGAAAAGGGGCCGAACGGUUACGGCUUCCAUCUACACGGGGAGAAGGGCAAAACGGGCCAGUUCAUCCGGCUGGUGGAGCCCGAUUCCCCGGCCGAAAAAUCCGGUCUGAAGGCUGGGGACCGCUUGAUAGAAGUGAACGGAGACAACGUCGAGAAGGAAAGUCACCAGCAAGUAGUGAACCGCAUCCGAAAUUCGGCGGGGUCGGUGCGCUUGCUGGUAGUAGACUCGGAGACCGACCAGCAUCUGCAGAAGCUGGGCCUCGAGUGCCGAGAAGAAUUCAUUCGUGGGCUGCCGGAGAAACCCGAGGCGAGGCGAGGCGAGCAGGAAGCUGCCCAGCAGGAGCAGGAGAACGAAAUGAAAGCGGAUGGAGAGGAAAACAACCACAUUUCUCAGCGGAAAGAGUUGAGACCUCGUCUCUGCCAGAUGAAGAAGGGCCCCAAUGGGUAUGGGUUCAACCUCCACAGUGAUAAGGCAAAGCCAGGCCAAUAUGUCCGGGCUGUGGAUCCAGAUUCUCCAGCUGAAGCUUCAGGGCUGCGGCCUCAAGAUCGUAUCAUUGAGCAUCAGCUUAAGCCUGAACUUCUUGAUGGACAGUGUAAUACGCACAAUAGGAUAUAUUGGAUGUUGGUAUCCCAGGCUCACUUUCAUGCCAAAUAG